AUGACCUCUCCACCAGUUAUCCCGAAACUUGCAUGGGUCACCCUCAUCACCAAAGCCUCAUACCUCCCGGGAGCCGUUUUGCUCGCCUACAGCCUCCAGAAGCACAACUCAAUAUAUCCAUUGAUUAUCCUAACCACUCCCUCAUUCCCAGCAUCUCUUCUCCCCCAGCUACAAGAGGAAUGCAGUCUGAGCAAUGCAAUCCACCUACCAAUCGACCCUCUAUCUCCACCACCUCACAACCUCCCCCCAUCACUCAUCGCCGCCCGGUUCGCCGACACGUGGACCAAGCUCCGGGUCUUCGAGUUGCACAAGUAUGGCGGUGAGCGGCUGGUGUUCCUGGACGCUGAUAUGCUGGUGAGGCGGAACAUGGACGAGCUGUUUGAUUUGUCGCGUUCGUUGCCGCGUGAUGCCAUUGCGGCCAACCAUGCGUGUGUCUGUAAUCUGGACAAGGAUUCUUGGGCGCCUGCUUCAUGGACACCGGAGAAUUGCGCGUACGCUGGGUUACGACCUGGUGAUGCCCCGACACCUGUGCCUGCGCCAGGGCAGUUGGGAAAGGACACGCAUACGGUACUCAACGGCGGAUUGUUUCUUUUCUCGCCAUUCGAUGAGCAGUGGGAGGCUAUGUUAAGGUUCUUGGAAGAUGAUAAAAGAGUACAGGAGUACAUGUUUCCGGAUCAGGAUUUCUUAGCGGACUUCUUCAGAGGGAGAUGGGAGAGUGUGGGGUGGCGGUAUAAUGCGCUCAAGACGAUGCGGUAUUGGCAUGCGGGCUUUUGGGAAGAUGGGGAAGUGCGGAAUCUACAUUAUAUUGUGGAUAAACCGUGGAGUAAGAGGGUUGGUUCUGACGGUGUAGCGGGAUAUCUCGGGAGGGAUGGAGUUACGCAUUGUUGGUGGUGGGAGGAGUUUAAUAGAUGGAAAGGGGAGAGGGAGGAAAUGGGGAAAGGGGAAAUUCUGGAGAUGAUGAGGAACGAGGUAGCGAAGCCUUUGGAGGUUAGAGAUGUGGGGGCUCGAGCAGCACUGUGA
Molecule: messenger RNA, 1020 nt
Organism: Lachnellula hyalina
Lineage: Eukaryota; Fungi; Ascomycota; Leotiomycetes; Helotiales; Lachnaceae
Product: Galactinol synthase
Exons: 1
Coding region: 1-1020 (339 amino acids)
Molecular function (GO): glycosyltransferase activity
Source: RefSeq, a predicted model, not a curated record